Molecule: messenger RNA, 1566 nt
Organism: Encephalitozoon romaleae SJ-2008
Lineage: Eukaryota; Fungi; Microsporidia; Unikaryonidae
Product: synaptic transmission and general secretion Sec1-like protein
Exons: 1
Coding region: 1-1566 (521 amino acids)
Biological process (GO): intracellular protein transport; endoplasmic reticulum to Golgi vesicle-mediated transport
Cellular component (GO): cytosol; Golgi membrane
Molecular function (GO): syntaxin binding
Source: RefSeq, a predicted model, not a curated record
AUGUUAAGGGAACUCCAGAAACAAAGAAUAAAAGCAUUCCUGACUGCACCGAACAAUCCCUGGAGGGUCUUGGUUCUCAGCGAGCGUGCUCAGCAGAUUAUUGCGCCUCUCAUGAAGGUUAAUGAGCUUAGGGAAUGCGGGAUAACAGCACACUUUCUUGUGACCCAGGGCCGUCACCCCAUCAGCAACACACCAGCAGUGUAUUUUGUUGAAAGCACAGACGGUAUUAUCGAUGAUGUUCUCAAGGAGCUGUAUUCGGAAUACUAUCUUAACUUCACAACAUCUGUCAAGCGGAGAGAAAUAGAGGAGAUGGGGCUCAGAUUAUCCGAGAGGGGCCUUGGUCUUCGAGUUAGAUCCGUUUUUGACCAGUUUGUAGACUUCAUUGCCUUACAAGACGACAUGUUUACUCUUGGGAUGAAGGAUAGCUUUGCAGGGAUGGAGAAUCCCGACAUAUGGAGGGAAACGGUGAUGUCGAUUAUGAGUGUAUUUGUGACCAUUGGAGAGAUUCCAUUUAUAGUGACCAUUGAUGAUGAAGAAUCUAUGCAGAUAGCAAGGAUGCUUGAAGCAAAGAUAAAAAAUACAGGAGUCAUCAAGAAGACAAGCAAAAGGCCUCUUCUGAUACUUGUGAAUAGAAACUAUGAUGUGAGCACACCUGUGCAGCAUGUUUGGAGUUAUAGUGCAUUGAUGAACGAUCUUUUCAAGCUAGAGUCCAAUAAGAUAACACUGAAAAGCGGGAAGGUGUUUGACCUGGAUCCCCAGGACGAACUCUGGAAGGGGAAUAGCAACGAGUACUUUCCUGUUGUGGUUGAAAAGGUUGAAAAGGAGCUUCUUGAGUACAGAAAGGAGAUGGCCCUCAGAAGUAUUGAUGAGAAGACAGAUAAGAAGGUGAUCCAAGAGGCUCUUGACAAAGCUCCCGAGCUGGCCAAGAGAAAUGAGUCUGUGAAUGCUCACAUAUCGAUAUGCUCUGAGAUGGUUGAGGUAAUAAAAGAAAGAGCCAUCGAUGACUUCUACAAGGUCGAGAAGGGAGGAUGUACAAGCCAAGAGCUGAUGGAACUGUCCGAGAAGGGGGAUGAUGAGGAUAUAUUAAGACUGGCCAUUCUUCUUCUCAAUACCAAAGACUUUGAUCUGAUUGAUCCACUUCUUCAGAAGAGGAAAAUAAAAUCAAAGGUGAUUGAGUUCUUCAGAAAGCAUAGAAACACUCAUUCAGAAAAGUCAGGAACAUUCUACUCCCAGGUGGUCACGAGCCUUAUGGGAAAUGUCAAGAAACUAUUGCCUGUGAAGGAGAAGACCCCUGUAUCAUCCCUGGUGGAGUCCAUUUACGGGGAUAUUAAGUCUAGAAUAUACUCGAACUUCAAAGUGUUCGAUCCAAUGGGGUCUGAAGACAUAUAUGCAAACGAAAUUUCAAGGAUUGUUGUAUUUGGUAUAGGAGGGGGUACAUACACAGAAUUGAAGACCUUGAAGCUUCUUGAGGAGAGAAUGGAUGUUCCAGUCAUAUAUGGGUCAACAGAGAUCCUGAAUGCAAGGGAGUUUCUUAGGCAAGUUGAGACCAAAAUAAAUCUAGGCUAA